GAAUUUAUUUCUGAAUAAGAAAAUGUUGGAUAUAUCAAUAUUUACUAAAUUACUUCCAUCAAUAAAAUCGAAUGGCUUAGAUGAUUCAGUCGAUCGUUUGCAUAGUUUUGCUACCGUUAGAUUUCUCAUAUUUUGUGCAAUUUUUAUCGGUGGUAAACAAUAUUUUGGUGAACCAUUACAAUGCAUGUUACCAGCUCAUCUCGAACGAUGGUCAUCAUAUGGUCAAUAUUAUUGUUUUGUUGAAGGUACAUAUAGAUUGUCGUAUAAUAAAGCUAUACCGUCUGCUUCAGUUCGUGCAGACAUGAAAGCCGCGAAAGAUAUUAAUGUAAAUUAUUAUCAAGUAAGAGAUAAGGAGAUUCUAUUUUUCGCAAAAAAUUUAUUAAAAAAUUGA
This is a messenger RNA of Dracunculus medinensis (Guinea worm), 391 nucleotides long. The record is from the annotation of a GenBank genome assembly. NCBI's taxonomy places the organism in Eukaryota, Metazoa, Nematoda, Chromadorea, Rhabditida, Dracunculidae.